UACUUUUUGACAUCUUCUGUCUGCGAGAGCUACUUGUCAUCAUCAAAAGUUCGUGCGCAUUUUAUUUUCCCCAAAAAAAAGAUUUCACAAAAAUUCUUCAUUCAUCAUGGGCGGAAAAACAAAACAAGUACAACGAACAAAAAACAAUGCAAAGCCAUCCAACAGUGGACGAAGUGCUGAACUUUUGGGCACUUCAGUGCCAGCAUUCGUUGGUUUCUCUGCACACUCCGAUCUUGGAAUGAUACCAUUCGCUCCAGGAUUUACAACUACCGACAAACUACCCGAAACUUUUGAUUCCAGUGUUAGUAGUCAAUUCCAAUUAGUGCUACGCAAAAUGUCAAAAAAAGAUCCCAUCACCAAAGUGAAAGCUUUGCAAGAAUUCACCGAACUUCUCACAGAAUCCGAUGUUGACGUUGUCAAAGGCAUUCUGCCAUUGUGGCCAAAAUUCUAUCACAAUCUAGCCAAUGACGUCGACCAUCGAGUACGAGAAAGUGCUCAAAAUGUUCAGAAUUUAAUUGUGUCCAAGUGCCGCAAAGCUGUUGCACCUUAUUUGAAACAAUUAACACCUGUCUGGUUGGGUAGUCAGUUUGACAACUAUCCACCGGCAGCAAGUGUAGCUGCUACAAGUUUCCAAACUGUCUUUGCUCCCAAUAAAUUGCAGGAAGUUUGUUUAUUCUGCCAACAGGAAAUACUCGAAUAUAUUGUUCGUAAUUUGACUUUUUACACAGCUUCGACUGUGUCGAGUGCCAAAUCUUGUACACCAGAAGAUGCAGAGAAUAAAUAUCAACGGAUUGUGGCUUGUAGUCUUAAGUUGUUGUCAUUUUUCCUUGAGAAAACGGCGGGUUGUGAUUUGUCGGCGAGUAUGGAAAAGAUUCAGAGUUUAUUGGCACAUCAGAAAUUCUGGAGUUUUGCCAAACAUCGAACAGCUCAUAUUAAAUCAGCUUGGUUUGAACUUCUUUAUAAUGUUUUGCAAUAUCAUCCACAAUUGACAAACGAUAUUAAAGGACAACUUAUUCCCAUGUGUUUUCAGAAUUUGGAUGAUAGCGAUCCAUUGAUUGUAUCGCAUGUAUGGGGAUGUAUUUUACUUCUACAAAACACCUAUGAUGACUGGUAUAAAUCGAUAAAUUUCAAAAAGAACGUUCAACCCAAACUAACAACAUUCCUUCGUAAUGCAUGUGAUGGCAACGCUGAAGCAGUUUGUCCAAAUUUAUUACCCUUCUUAUCGAAAAUAACUCAAGAGAGUCUUCAAGAAAUCAACUUAGACGAUUUUCAUAAGAUUUUCUUUACCGACAUGAAAGAGGCAAUCACAUCGACCAAAGUAAUUUCCAAAUCAGAUUGCUCAUCUAUAACUGCUGCUUAUUAUGAAUGCAUUCGUUUUAUACUCCAACGACUCAAUUCUAGUGCAUCUUCUACUUCUGCUGAAAACGAUAAUGAACGAAUAAAUCAACUAUCACAAUUUAUUCUUGAAGAACUUAUCAACAAUCCUAUUCGAUGGGCUUGUUCUAAUCAAGGAAACGCUGUCAAAUAUAUCUUUCUUCAUACUUCAGCAUUGGUCGCUUAUUGGGCUGAUAAUUCUAAAUCUGAAUUAUUCACGAAACUUCUUGCAGGAUUUUGGGCUUCUCUUUCAGAUGACAUUGAAAAUAAACAAUUGAAUGAAAUUAAUGUCGAAAAUACUAUUACACUAAUAAAUAAUCUAUUUUGGGCUAAUCCUCCUCUACAAAGUCACAAGGUCAAAUUUGCUGCUGGCGAUGAAGAUGAAGAUGGAGACACUGUUGAUGGAGGAAAUCGACACAAGUCAAAAGCAAUACCUUCUUAUGUACAAAAAGAUUUAAGAAAAUUAGCUGUAAAAUUGGUGCGUUUAUGUCUAACCAAUAUGUCCCACGAAAAUCCAUUGCAAUAUGAAGCACAAAUCAGAAGCUUGACAAAGCUUUAUUCCGAUUCUCAGUUCUAUGUUGAACUAUCAGACAAAAAUGAUAUCGAAGAUGCAUUAAAUUCAUUUUCGGGACUACUUGCUAACUCAUCAGGUGCACCUUCCGAGGUUAUUGUGGAAAUCGUUUUCGAAAUACUCAACUAUAUGGAGAUGGAUAAAAAACUACAAUUUAUUGAUAAACUUUUGCAGACCAAAAAACCAGCCCUUCAACAAUGUUUACUUCAACGUCUCUUAUCUUAUCCCAUGUGUGUUGAGCCCAACGUUAGGGAAAUGCUCUCCCAAGAACAUAUAAUCCAAAUAAUUCUUAACACAGCCAAUGAAGUCCUCAUUGAUGAUUCCAAGGAAAAAUUCAAUCUUCUUCACAAAUGUUUCUUUCAAACAGAUUCUGGUGAUAUAUUAAUCAAUCAAAAAACAGUCGAUGGAAUACUUGAUAUCAUAUCGAAACCUCUAACAAAUCCUGAAGGAUUCGAAACCAUGAUCGAUCCAUGUGGUAGUUUUAUAGCACAAAUAAUGCCAGUUGUUUGUUCAAAGAAUUCUACAGAAAAAGCCCAAAAAGAAAUCUUUAUUAAACUUUUCCAAUUCACGAUUGAUCAAGUGAAAAGUGACGAUUUGUCUGAAGACACUCUGUGGGAGAUUACAACCUGCUGGCAGGAUGCUCUUUCAAGCGAAGACAUAGUCAUGGAUGAUGUUUUGCUCAAAAAAUGUACAAAAAUAAUAUCAAAUCGUUUAUCAUCGGAAACAAUGACUUGCAGUGAGAUUCAUAAUGUUGCCGAUAUUACAUCUUCACUUAUACUUUGUUCCACGGAAAAUAGUGAAGAUGAAGAUAAACGUCAUGAAAUUAUCGAUUCAUAUUUGGAGGUUCUUUUUAAGCCUAACGAAGAAUGUUUUGAUGAGAUUUAUAAGAAUGUUGCCAAAUUCUGUACAUAUCUUGAAGCUAUGAAUGGAAAAAUAGCCGUCAACCAAUUAGCUGAUGAUUCUUGUAAGGAUGUCGAGUUUAGUAAAUUCUUUAAGAGAAAUCUGUUAAAUGUAACAGCUCUUAUGAAAAUGGUUUGUGGUGCUAAAGUAUUUCGAGUUGAAAAGCCAACCGAUGACGAAGAAUGCACAGAAGAUUACUGUGAUCCAAAUGAGACGUUAUUAAAGAAAUGGACUGAAAAAAUGUAUAACAUAACUUUGGAGCUUAUGAAAAUCGCUGCACAAGCUGAAUCUUUAGUUUCCAAUUGUCUAAAGAUAACAAGUGAUCACAUGGUUAUUAUGUUGGAAUUUUCGGAAAAAGUCAAAUUGCUGCUUCAAGGUCUUGGUGAGGAACAAGUGGAAGAAAUCAAGGAUCGUCUUUUGAAAGAUGCUGCAUUUGAUGAAGUUGCUGCAACUAGAGCAAUUCCAUUCUUGAUUAAUAUACCUCAGUAUGCACAAUUUGAAGAGAGUGCCUUGAUUUUAUUGCUAGAAGAAUUAACUGAAUAUUUCAUCACUAGAGAAUCCCUUGCCAGCUAUGUUAAUUUGUUGCAGUUUAUAUUGCCAGAUCUAACACCAAAAGUAAUUAAUCAAGAUAAUCUUAUUCUACGAAGAAGUGGAGAUGUUUGGCACAAGUGUGUAGUUCUUCAGUUAUUGAUUAAUAAUAAUUUCAAUCAGGAAACCAAUGAGAUAUCUGAUAGGCAAAUUAUUUCACUUGCAUUAAAUUACAUAACUGAGGUUUCUGAGAAUCAAAAGAAAAUUAAUAAAGAACUACUUCUUUAUAAUACAGAUGUAUCUAAACAAGAGUUUGUAACUGCAACACGAACUGUUGAAUAUAUUAAACUUUUAACAGAAGUUCUUGAAAGGUUUCCCUAUGAGUUGACAAUCAAAAAUUGGGAUGCAAUUAGACUUGGAUUGAGUUCUUGGGUUUUAAGUGUUUCGAAGAGUAUAGAAAAUUAUAGAAAUUCAAAAGUUUCAAUAUUUGUAGCUGCAGUUUAUAAACUACACAAAGCAUUUGCUGAUUUUAUAAAAGCAGAAAAAACUAAAAGUUCAACAGAGGUGCUUUCAAAUGUGAUAGAUGAGUGGGAGAAUUUGUUUUCACCUGAAGUCAAUAUUGUGCUGUUUAAAAGCUUUUACAAUUUUGUUACUUUAAAUUCAGAUGAUUCUGAAAACUAUUCCUCCUGCUACUUAACAACGCUUAAUGAAAUUGCCGCCUCUAUUCAAAGCCUUGAUUAUGCUGUUGUCUACAACUCUAGCAAAAACAAUCAGAAGAUCACUCUACAAGAUCUAACCAAAUUUCUGCUGGGCAAAAUAUCUUCACCAAUUUACAGCCUUCGUAUAACAUCUGUACAUGUACUCAACGAACUAACGAAAUUCUUCAUUGCAAAUGAUAAGGAAAUAUUUGACAAAACAACAGAUUCUCUCGAUGCAAAAGCUCGUGAGGGUAGCACAAUGGCACCAUGGCAUUUCUUAAGUCGAUUCCAAGAACAUAUGGAAAUCUAUGAAGCUGCAAUUAUUAAAUACUUGGAUGAGUUUACUUUUAAACUUACGGAAUUACCUGAAAUGAAACCAAUUGAUAGAGAAGAAGGUCUUUCGUAUCUAUUCCUUUGGGAUUGUGUCAUUUAUGUAUGCGCAAAUGCUCCUGUUGAACUAAGAUCUGUGUACACAUCAUGGUUGACGGAAAAUAAAUUUGAUCAGAAAUUCCUUCAUUUUCUAUUUCGUGCAAUGCCAGUUGAGAUAUUAAAGAACCAUGAUUCAAAGCUUAUGAAUAAUGAAUUGUUUAAAGAUGUUAAUUGGAAAAAAACUAAAAGUGAAAAUUUACAAAUUGAUAAGUAUGCUUGUCAUCUUUAUUCAAUGGCACUGAGUAAAUUACCAGCAGUUGUACGCAAAUGGUGGAAUGGUUCUUACUCUCGACAAAAGGUAUUCGUUGAUAAGCUUACGACCAAUUUCGUUUCCGAAAUCAUAUGCCACGAUGAAUUGUCAACCCUUGGCAAGAUGAACGACAAAGAUAAACACAACAAUAUGCAGGUAACAGUUCAUACAUCGACUCGCGAAGUAAAUGCUGUUUAUGUGAUUGAUGAAGCACGAAUGGAACUUAUUAUUACUCUGGCUCCAAAUUACCCACUGGGUGGUGUUAAAGUUGAAAGUGGCAAGCAAAUUGGUGGUCGUGCUUCAUCACGAAAUAUUGCAAUGCAACUUACAAUUUUCCUUACACAUCAGAAUGGAUCAAUUUUCGAUGGACUUUCACUUUGGAAGAAUAAUUUAGACAAGAAGUUUGAAGGUGUCGAAGAAUGUUAUGUUUGUUAUACAGUCAUACAUCAAGAUACCUGCCAAUUACCUAAACUUUCUUGUAAAACUUGUCGAAAGAAGUUCCAUAGUCCGUGCUUGUAUAAAUGGUUUACGACAAGCAGCAAAUCAACAUGCCCCAUUUGCAGAAAUAUCUUUUAAAAAUAAAUUGUGUCUAUUCUUUCAUUAUGUGCUAGUUUAAUGUUUUUAUUUCAAUAAACACUUGAUAAUAAUAAUAUUA
Episyrphus balteatus (marmalade hoverfly) is the source of this 5405-nucleotide messenger RNA. RefSeq names its product E3 ubiquitin-protein ligase listerin (gene Ltn1). The coding region runs from base 107 to 5326 and encodes 1739 amino acids. The transcript is spliced from 16 exons. Gene Ontology annotation, molecular function: ubiquitin protein ligase activity; ribosomal large subunit binding. Gene Ontology annotation, biological process: ribosome-associated ubiquitin-dependent protein catabolic process; rescue of stalled cytosolic ribosome. Lineage: Eukaryota; Metazoa; Arthropoda; Insecta; Diptera; Syrphidae. The record is from RefSeq and is a predicted model, not a curated record. Gene Ontology annotation, cellular component: cytosol; RQC complex.